AUGAUAACGACGAGGGAGAGCAGCAGGCCCGUAAGAUGUGCCACGCACGGAACCGGAACCGACUCCAACCGACAGUGCACCUACAACGCGGAGCGGGUGAUUGGCAACGGAACCUUUGGCAUCGUGUACUCCGCUCAUAUCGUGGAGACCAACGAGACAGUCGCCAUCAAGAAGGUCUUCGUCGACCGAAGGUACAGGAAUCGAGAGCUGCAGGUUUGGCGCGAAAUGCACCAUCCAAACAUCGUCACCCUGAAGCAUGCCUUCUACACCUCCGGCGACUCUCCAGACGAGCUGUACCUGAACAUGGUCAUGGAGUACGUCCCGGAGACUGUCUACUGCGUCAUGAAGCGCUUCGGUACCUUAUCUCUUGCUUUGGAGUGCCAGGUGGUGAUCUGGUGGCAGUAG
Molecule: messenger RNA, 405 nt
Organism: Symbiodinium sp. CCMP2592
Lineage: Eukaryota; Dinophyceae; Suessiales; Symbiodiniaceae
Source: the annotation of a GenBank genome assembly